This is a messenger RNA of Glarea lozoyensis ATCC 20868, 1803 nucleotides long. RefSeq names its product high-affinity methionine permease. The record is from RefSeq and is a predicted model, not a curated record. Gene Ontology annotation, cellular component: membrane. Lineage: Eukaryota; Fungi; Ascomycota; Leotiomycetes; Helotiales; Helotiaceae. The transcript is spliced from 4 exons. Gene Ontology annotation, molecular function: L-amino acid transmembrane transporter activity. Bases 1 to 1803 code for a protein of 600 amino acids. Gene Ontology annotation, biological process: amino acid transmembrane transport.
AUGGCUGCUGAUUUUGAUGAAGAUGAUUGGAACCGAGCCGUCGAGGAUCUAGAUGAGGACCAUCAACGUAUUGAUGAAGCACCCACCACCAACCAGCGACUUGGGAGAUUUACAGUCGUUGCUCUCAUUUUGAACCGCACUAUUGGAUCCGGAAUAUUUGUGUCUCCUAUCAAAGUCUACAAUGGAACUGGUAGCGUCGGAGCGUCGAUGUUACUUUGGUUUCUUGGUGGCAUCGUAGGAACUUGUGGAUUGCUGGUCUGGCUGGAGUUGGGCCUUUCGCUCCCUAUCCGCGUCGUUCAGGUGAUGCCAGGGAUUUUCGAGCGAACUAGCGUUCCGAGAAGUGGAGGAGAAAAGAAUUAUCUCGAGUUCAUCUAUACAAACCCAACCACUGGACGACCGAAAUUUCUGGUGACCUGCAUGUACGGAAUUGUGUUCAUUCUCUUGGGGAACCUGUCUGGCAAUGCUAUUGCCUUUGGAACUUUCAUCAUGGAAGCCGCUGGAGUGCCUGACCCCUCAAAAGCUGUCGUGAUCGGAAUCGCGAUUGCUGCUUUGACGCUAGCCAUAGGAGUGCACAUUUUCUCCCGCAGAGGUGGAAUUCUUCUCAACAACGGAUUUGCUGUUGUAAAGGUAUUGAUUCUCCUCACCAUGAUUGUCCUCGGCUUUAUCAAAGGAGCUGGCCACAAACUUGGUGGACCAGCGGUCGAUGCUGCUGAUAGCCUUGCACCGAAUGUCGCUUUCAAGACCGACAAACGCGACCUUGCUAGCUAUACUGACUCGUUUCUGUUCAUUGUGUAUACGUACUCUGGCUUCGAGCAGCCAUUCUAUGUUUUAAGCGAGGUUUCGAGGCCGAGAAAGGUGUUUCCCAAGUACACUUUACUUGCCAUGCUUGCAACCACGUCGUUGUUUGUCCUGAUGAACAUCAGCUAUUUCUGCGCAGUAUCGAAGGACACUCCGGAUAUAGCGUCAGCACAGGACAUGGCGACGGUGUUCUUCGACCAGGUAUUCGGCAAUGAAACAGCUAAAAGAGUCAUGUCUGCGAUGAUAGCUUUCUCCAUAUUCGGCAACAUAGUCGUCAUGACUUUCACAGCAGCUCGUGUGAAACAGGAGAUUGCUAAAGAAGGCAUCCUGCCAUUCUCGCUUUUCUUCGCGACUGGUCAUACCACUUCUUUCGCUCGCCUCAAAGAAAGGUUCUUUCCCUCGAGGGCACUUGACAAUGAGCAUUUGGAGCAAACCCCAAUGGCCGCCCUUGGACUACAUUGGUUUACCUCCGUUUUUCUGAUUGCUAUCACUUCGAUGAUGGAUACCGGUACUGCAUAUUCGGCACUUGUGGGCCUGUAUUCGUACACCAUCAUCAUUUUAAUGGGAUUCUUUUGCUCUGGUGGACUGUUAUAUCUGAAACUAAGCCCAAGUCGAAAUUGGAAGGAGGACGCCAACAUUAGGUUCUGGAUAGACCCACUGCACGCAGUGAUCUACUGCGUCACUUGUGGAUUUCUCCUGGUGGCCUCUUUCGUAAAGCCGGCAGAUAACUCGCCAUAUUCGUACCAAAACUCCCACAUACAGUGGUUCGUCAUUCCUACAAUUGGGUUGUCGACUUUAACGUGGGGUUUGAUGUGGUACGGAGGCUUACAUCUCGUGAUGUAUCGAAAGAUGAAGGACCUUGUUGUGACACGUCUUGCUCUGGUGGUGCCAGACAACAAAGUCGAAGGACAGUUCAUUCAAAAGGCCGAAAUCAUUCGCCAUGAGUGGCAUGUGCGGAUUCCUUCUUCUGGUGCGAGUAUCGAUUAUGAUAAUGAGAUGUCUUGA